CCUUGCUUCUCGACACAGCGCCUACAAACUGUGCAUCAAAAAUCACCCCAGUAAACACUUGAGCCGAUUUAACAGCAGACAUCUGACCCUCCUGAAUGAGCCUGAGAAGAUUCAUCUCUGCUCCCUCGCCUCAGGACCGCCUCCCUCACUCUUUAUUUAUCCUCAAGUUCGGCAGCUGAUACUGGCUCAGUCAAAAGGAGGGUUUCUUUUCGCAGCUGAGAAGACCAAGGGCAGUUUGACAUGAGGGGAGACGCUCCACAAAGAGGCAUGAAGACCACAUGUCUGUGGGCUGCUGCUCUUCUGCUGUCAGUCAUCUCUCUGGUUGCCGGUGCUGAUUUACCAAGUUCAGGAAAUUCGGACUUGAGAGACAGCUCAAAACCCAAAGUGAAGACCUACUGGACUGAAAGCAGCAAGGCCUUCUCCAUAAGCCGUCUGCUGUCCCAGACUCUCUAUGGCAAAGAGAACUUCACCUCUUUGGAUCUGAACUACGACGAAGCAGACUUGUACUCUAAACGGGAGCAGUGGAACUGGCUUUACAACACUUCAAACCCCCGUGAUCCUCGAUCCAGGACAAAAAGGAGACCCAUCGUCAAGACUGGCAAGUUCAAGAAGAUGUUCGGUUGGGGUGAUUUCCAUUCCAACAUCAAGACAGUGAAGCUCAACCUUCUCAUUACCGGUAAAAUCGUGGAUCACGGCAACGGGACAUUCAGCGUCUACUUUCGCCACAACUCGACCGGUCAGGGCAACGUGUCCGUGGGACUCGUUCCGCCGACCAAAGCUGUGGAGUUCCAGGUGCACCAGCAGCACCAGCAGUACCACCACCAUCACCACCAGCAGCAACAGACAGCUCUGGAGACCAAGGACACCAAGCUGUUCAACUGCAGGGUGGAGUACGAGAAGGUGGAGAAGGGCACCAGGAACUCACUGUGUGCCCACGACCCCUCACAGAGCUGCCCACAGGAGCAGACCCAGAGCCACGUGUCCUGGCUGUGCUCCAAGCCCUUUAAAGUCAUCUGCAUCUUCAUCACCUUCUACAGCACUGACUACAAGCUGGUGCAGAAGGUGUGUCCAGAUUACAACUACCACAGUGACACCCCUUACCUGCCCACCGGGUGAUCACAUGACCAGACUAGGAGGGGAAAAAAGACGGGAGACAAGAGACAAGCCGUCGAGUCUUAAGCGGUGUCAGAUUAUUUGAAUGAAAAUGGAGUUAAGACACUUCAAACUUGAGACGUUGACAGGCAUUAUUACAGCUAACAUAUCUUUCUCGCAAGACUGAUAUUGCGGCAAUGAACAGACCAACCCUGAGGUCAUUAUGAGAGCAUUUAGGGAAGCAUUUAUAGGCUUGCAAUACUCAUAUUAUAUGCAUAGCUGCUUACAUCGAAUGGAAAUUCUCAAGCCAACCGUAAAAAUAUGCUGAUUGUAUUUAUGUAAAUAUUGUGGAUUCCACACAAAGACCAGAAAACAAUUUUAUUAAUGUUUUCUCCUGCUAAUUUAGUUGUUUAUGUUGAUAGUGAAUUUCCGUCUCAAUCAUGCUUUCUGUCUUUUCCAAUCAGUCUCUGGUAAUCAUUGCAAACACGUAAAUGUCAAUGCAAAUAAGAAGAAUCUGUCAGUAUGCAUUAGAGGGCAUAAUGGAAAAAGCAAACAUAUUUUGAGUGGUGUUGUUUUCUGCAGUGUGAUUGUUAGAGUGAAUAUACCUCUGAUAGUGUUGUUGGGAAUCUCGUCCAUGUUCAUGCAUGAACUCAAUGUGGUAAACAACUGAAUAACGUCCAUCUAUAGUUUCAUGUUACUUCAAAACUAAUCCUCAUCAAGUCACAGGAGUAAAAGAAAAAACAGUGCUUCUAUUUCAAUCCUGUGUUAUGUGUUAGCAGUUUUAAGGCCAUGCACAGUGAUGACAAUGACACAAAUGGAGGGCUCACAUCAGAUCAAACAUAAGCAAGUAAAUGUUGCAAUAAAUAAAUAAAACUAAAAUAAAGACACACGAGAUGACAGAGAUACAAAAGAUCAUUUUCUGUGCUGCCUCUUGUAAAAAUCAAACAUAACUGUGCUCUAAUUCUGCUGGUUUCACAGUUCUGUAUUUCCAUUUUAGACAUUUAGAUGUUGCUCUCAUUUUUAUGACUUUACAAGUUCAUUAUAAUACAUUUCAAGUCCUGCAUCACUAACAUGACACAACAUGUGUCAGAGCCACAGUGGUCCUGCAGUUUCCAGAAAUAACUAACUGCACACACUGGAGUAAUCAUUAAUAUAGAAAAGUGCUAAUAAUGACAGGAAAACAAGGUCAAAAGUGUUUGAAAGUGUUUAAAAAAUAGAUAUUAGAACAAUCAGAAGAGAGGAAGACAAGGAAGGAACACAGAAGAUCAUUUAAUAAAGUUAAUUUAACAAAGACUGAAACAGAACAAACGCUGUGUUGAACUGUGAGAUGUGGUAAAAUGUGGUUUCUUGCUCCAGAAGAGAGAGGACAUACAUUAAACAGCAGGUGCUAAUCACACAUUCCACCUAUGGUUGGUUAUCAAAAAAAUAAAAUUCUGGAUGAGACUUAACACUAGCUGUUAAUGGUAUUGGAUGUUCCAAUUGGCUAUUAAACCUUCAUUACAUAAAUUGGGAGCCAGUGGCGCCACGUGAAGCAUUUAGAGGAAAUGAACACAGUGUAAGUGGGAGCUCUGCAGAGUCAACACCACAGAAAGAAUGAAUUAAAGUGCUGAUAGAAAACCUGUUAAAAAAAAAAAAAAAAAAGCACAAAUGUGCACCUAGGGGCGCAAUCACUGCUGUCUAUUUAAAUUCAGUGCUGUUUCACAGUGUACGCUGGUAUACGCAACACAGUAACUGCUAAUGGCAGCCUGGACGACAUCCAAUAUGCCAACAUGGGGUGUAUUUUGUGACAAGGCAGGCCAAAGAAUAGGGGUCUGCCUGUGGGAUGAGUGAGCAUAAGGAGGAAUUUAUGAUGUGGAGGAACAAGGCUGGCAGAAAUCACUGGAAGCACCUGACUCGUAAAUUGAGAGCAUGUUUCUGUCACCUAGAAGAAGGAAUGACUAAUGUCUCAGAUUGCUGUUUGGGCCAGUUCUUUCAUCUCAAUAAAGUGACUUUGAAAUCUCUCCACCCUUACCCAAAUGUGCCAGGGACAGUUUGUUCAGCUUCAAAGAAUUAAAGCACCACUUUGCAGAGACAAUGCAGCCUCAUUAUGCACAUAAUCUUACAAGUGUAAACAGUCGUUGGUGUGACAGCUACUGAGAGAUGUAUCUGUUCCCCGAUGUCGUCUGAGGCUACAACGUAUCUUGUUGUGUACUGUGGCCAUAUGAAGUAUACUGUAGAUGUCUUCACAAAUAUAACUUUAAGCUGCACUAACCAAUAUUUUAACAUUAGCAAUGGAUGCCUAAUGUGAAAGGUAUUGCUUUUUGUGACAGACCCACAGAUUUUCACCUCAGCUCUGCGUUUUGACAUCUUUCAGCUUAUUGUUUUGGUUUUACGGCCCUCAACGUUUUGAUUCACUCUCGUCGCUCUCAUCAGCAUCGUUUCCAGCAGCGCCUGCCCAGCGCCGAACAGCUGACAGACGAAGUUAGCCACUAGCUUGUGAAAAUAGUAGAGUACUUAGCAGCUAAAGAGCCAGAUGUUUCCCUCAGGAGUUGGUAGAAAGUAAAUAAGUGUACAUUUUCAACUUCUAUUCAAAAAGACGGUUCCAAAUGAAUAUUAACAUUUUUCUGUGUCUGCUGAAGUGUAAAUAAAGACCUAACAAGUUGGCCAUAUCAGCUUUAUGGAGUGAUACUUUGUCAGUGUUUUGUUUACAGCUUGUUUAGGAGUCUAACAAGGGAUGAAAAAUCUGCAAAUAGUUACUGAUUUAACAUAUUUUGCAUCUGUAAAUAUGACUAACUUAGUUAAUCUAGUAUUAGUACCUUUAUAAAAAUUUUGGGAGAGACAACAGGAUCCAAUUUUAUGUUUUGGCAUCUAGUGCUACGGCCAUUUUUUGUUAACUUUCAGAUUACUGAUUGUACCUUCAGUACAACUCAAUAAACGUAUUAAACAGAGGGGAUGUAGAAAGUAGAGUUUUAUAAUUAAAACAUAAGAAAUAUAGCUUUUCAGAAAUUCAAUCAAAUCCAAUCUCAAAUAUCUAAUAACUUAGACUAAAUAACUAAAUUCAGCAGCAAAUCUCUUUCUUGGAGACUAAUUUGCACAAGUGGAAGAGGUUGGAUUAAUUUAACUCCUAUUUAAAGCCAAAAAUUCUUACAUUAUGUUAAUUUGAAAGCACCAUUUUACCCAACAACAAGAAAAACUAGCCGUUUCCUCAGAGAAACUGUCCAUUUAACGAGCUCAGCGUGCAUGAAAGAAACCGACAGCAUUACAACCCGGCAGUGUCUGGACGUAAGUUAUCUUUGGGCCCAGAUCUUCUCCCUCGGUUCAGUUGUCCUGGGUCGGAGCCAUCCAUGCCUGCCGUCUAUCCCCUAGCUCGCCCACAAUCCCUGAUUAAUGUGGUCUGGGCGGGAGCUGUCAGAAAUGGCAGAGAGAAUCAUGGGAUUUCUCCUUCAGAGUCCCAAUGACACCCAGCAGCUGCAGGAGUAAACAGAUGACUAACCACUGGCCUUUUGGCAGCCUGUAGAGAUUCACACGGAGGGAGGGCCGCGAACGUUGCUUUGACAUUUAGGUGGAUUAGAAAGUUCUUGGGUUCUGCUCUCGUGGUGUCAGAGGUGGUUGGCAUAGUAAUUAUUUGCAUCUUGGUUUUCUUCCGCUUGACCCCCAACCGCAGUAAAAAAAAUGUAGAGCUUCAUUUUCCCAUUUCCAGACGUUUGUUCAAAUGAAUUGUAUAAGUGUAAAACAUCUUUGCAAGUCACAUUUAUAAACAAAUCACAUUUUCUUUGAGCUGCUACAGAAGACACAAUAGGUAUCCUACUUUAAAAAACAACAACCAUUUGUCAUUUUAGACCAUGUCCUGCUGCAGAAUUCAAUUCAGAUCUGGGGCCGAUGCUGUCCUGGGGCACAGUUUUGUGUGAGGU
This is a messenger RNA of Micropterus salmoides (largemouth bass), 4982 nucleotides long. Its product is annotated as neurexophilin-1. NCBI's taxonomy places the organism in Eukaryota, Metazoa, Chordata, Actinopteri, Centrarchiformes, Centrarchidae. Gene Ontology annotation, molecular function: signaling receptor binding. The coding region runs from base 241 to 1116 and encodes 291 amino acids. The record is from RefSeq and is a predicted model, not a curated record. The transcript has 2 exons.